Messenger RNA from Anopheles coustani, 330 nucleotides. RefSeq names its product endocuticle structural glycoprotein ABD-5-like. The transcript has a single exon. NCBI's taxonomy places the organism in Eukaryota, Metazoa, Arthropoda, Insecta, Diptera, Culicidae. Gene Ontology annotation, molecular function: structural constituent of chitin-based larval cuticle. Gene Ontology annotation, cellular component: chitin-based extracellular matrix. The record is from RefSeq and is a predicted model, not a curated record. The coding region runs from base 1 to 330 and encodes 109 amino acids.
AUGCACGCCCAAACCGUUUUCUUGCUCUUCGCCGGUCUGCUGGCCCUUGCCCUGGCCGCCCCGCGUCCCGCUGGCGACGAAAAGGACGCCCAAGUUCUGCGGUACGACAACGACCACAACGGCAUCGAUGGGUACAACUUCCAGGUUGAAACCAGCAACGGCAUCCAGCGUCAGGAGCAGGCGCAGCUGAAGCAGUUCGACGACGAGAACUCGGCCCUGGUCGUACGCGGCUCGUACUCGUUCACCGCCGACGAUGGUCAGGUGUAUACGGUGAAUUAUGUUGCUGAUGAGAACGGAUUCCAGCCGGAGGCUCCUCAUCUCCCGAAGUAA